This is a messenger RNA of Centruroides sculpturatus (bark scorpion), 3275 nucleotides long. Its product is annotated as glutamate receptor ionotropic, kainate 2-like. Gene Ontology annotation, molecular function: glutamate-gated receptor activity; transmitter-gated monoatomic ion channel activity involved in regulation of postsynaptic membrane potential. NCBI's taxonomy places the organism in Eukaryota, Metazoa, Arthropoda, Arachnida, Scorpiones, Buthidae. Gene Ontology annotation, cellular component: plasma membrane; postsynaptic membrane. The record is from RefSeq and is a predicted model, not a curated record. Gene Ontology annotation, biological process: synaptic transmission, glutamatergic; modulation of chemical synaptic transmission; monoatomic ion transport. The transcript has 16 exons. The coding region runs from base 64 to 2880 and encodes 938 amino acids.
CUAUUUUAUNUAAAACAGCAUUUCGAUGGUUAAGUUGUGCUUUAAUAUUCUCUAUUAAAAAUUAUGCGGAUAUUCUUAUACUUAUUACUACUCACUUCAGUUUCUGGUGAAGUCAUUAAUAUUGGUGCCAUAUUCGAAGAACAUUAUGAAUAUUUGCAAUGGGCUUUCAGAUUAGCCGUCGAUCAAAUAAAUAGCAAUGAAAGUAUUAUUAUGAAUAUGAGAAAUAUGAAAUUGAGGGCGUCCAUUGCUGUAGUUAAAAAGAACGAUGGAUUUUUCUCAGCUAAGAAAGCUUGUGAAAUGAUAAGUGAUGGAGUAGUGGCCAUUUUUGGUCCUCAGUCUGUGCGUGCUACAUCAUCCGUUCAAUCUAUAACGGAGUCUGCAGGCAUACCUCUACUUAUAAACCGUUGGGAAUAUCGCACUAAACCCAGUGAUACUACUGUAUUUUUGCAUCCCCACGCCGAUACAAAAGGGUUUGCAUUUAGAGAUUUUAUUGAGGCCAAACAAUGGAAAACGUUUGCCAUUAUAUAUCAAGAUCCGAAAGCAUUAAUUCGUCUAAAUGCACUCUUAACUGAGAAGAAAUUUAAGCAAAAUGGUAACAUGCUUAAUAUAUAUGUAAAACAAAUUGAUGGUCCCUCUCAACUUCAAAAGAUAUUUAAGGAAACCAAAAAAUUAAAUAUUAGAAACUAUUUAAUUGAUAUCCCUACUUCUGAUGUUAUUGAAGUAUUGGACCAGGCAGAAAAAAUGCAGAUGAUUGACAUAUAUCAUAAUUACUUCUUCACUUCUCUGGAUGUGCACACGUUGAAUUUUCAGAAGUUUAAUAAAUAUUGCAAUAUUACUAUGUUUCAAGUAGUAAAUAACACACAUUCCCAAUACAAGACGAUUCUGGAUGAACUUAAUAGAGAUGUCGUUCAUAUUGGUAUGAAAGAACAAACUGAACCGUAUCUGAAUACUACACAGUUUGCUCUUAUGUAUGACGCUGUCUAUUAUUUCAUUACGGCUUUAACACAACUUGGUCCUUAUUUUCGCCUAAAUCCAACACGACAAUCUUGUCAGUCUGAACAAAGUUGGGCACAGGGAAAAGUAAUUGUUGAUGCUAUGAAAUCGAUUAAUUACGAUGGAUUAACUGGAACUAUAAAAUUAGAUAAAAAUGGUUUUCGGACGGAUUUUCAUUUAAUAGAAACUCGUGUUUACUAUGGAAAUUUAAAAAUGGAUGGCAAAUGGGAUAAAAUAAAUAAAUUUACACAAAUUCAAACCAAAAAAGAAGAUUUAGAAGAAUCUAGCGAGAUUAUUUCUGGAAUGGUACUUAGAGUUUCAUCUAUUGAGAAUAAACCAUACUUCAUGAAAAGUGAAAAUUAUACAGAUGAUAAUCCACAAUAUACGGGUCAUUCUAUUGCUUUAGUGCAAAAACUGUCCGAAAUAGCUAAUUUUACUUUUAAAUUCCAUGAAGUAGGAGAUAAACAAUAUGGAAAGUUAGCAGGCAGUGAAUGGAAUGGAAUGAUUGGAGAANCAGCAUACAAUAAUUGCCUGGUAACAUGUAUGUUUUCUCCUGAUGCUUUCAUAUUUCUUGUAGAUAAAUUAAUAGACAAGGAUUUUCAAACUGAUGAAAAGUCCAUAAUGUCUCAAGAAAUCAGUAAAUCCAUCAUUGAUAAAGCUGAUAUGGUUGUAGCAGAUCUAACUGUAACACAAGAUAGACAAACUGCUGUAGAUUUUACUGGUCCUUACAUGACUUUAGGAAUUGGCAUUCUUUUCAAGAAACCAAGUAAAAAAGAUGACAAUUUAUUUUCUUUCUUAUCACCAUUUUCUGUACAAGUAUGGUUUUAUAUGGCUACUGCUAUUCUUGGAGUAACUAUUGUUAUGUAUGUUAUGGGAAGAUUUACACCAUAUGAAUGGGAAAAUCCUCAUCCUUGUGAUCAAAAUCCUGAAGAAUUAGAAAAUCAGUUUACAUUACAAGAAACAGCAUGGUUAGUUGUCGGUGGUCUUUUGCAACAAGGUGGUGAUAUUAACCCACUGGCAACAUCUACAAGGAUGGCUAUUGGCUAUUGGUGGUUCUUUACUUUAAUCAUGGUAUCAUCUUAUACUGCAAAUUUGGCAGCUUUCCUUACUGCAGGAAGAAUGGAAGCUGCAAUCAAAAGUGCAGAAGAUCUUGUAAAUCAGCAAAAAAUACAAUAUGGCUGUGUUGCGGGUGGUUCAACGGAAAAAUUUUUUAAAAGUUCUGAUCAUCCCUUAUAUAGUAGAAUGUGGACAACGAUGGAAUCUGCAGAACCAAAAGUUUUUGUAAAAAAUAAUGAUAAAGGAAAAGAAAGAGUAAAAAUGGGAAAUUAUGCAUUUUUCAUGGAAUCCACAACAAUUGAUUAUGCAACAGUUAGUGACUGUGAUUUUAUGCAAAUUGGUGAUACAUUAGAUGAGAAAAAUUAUGCUAUUGCUACACCAAAAGGUUCUCCUAUCAGAGAGAGUCUAUCUCAUUCUCUCCUAAAACUUCAAGAAUUAGGAAUUUUAAGAAUUUUAAAAGAUGAAUGGUGGAAAAGUGAUGUAGUAUGCCCAAAAGAAGAACCACCAUCAGAUACACUUGGUUUAGAAAACAUUGGUGGUGUAUUUUUAAUUUUAACCAUUGGUUUACCACUUGCCCUCAUUGCUGUAUUAGUUGAAUUCUAUUUGGAGAAAAGAAAGCUACCACGUGAAGAAAGAAAACCACUAUGCAUUGAAUUAUGCCAAGAAUUGAAAGCAACUGUGACAGGAAAGAAUACAGUAAAAGCUGCACCUGUAGAAGCUGAAGACGAAGAAAAAAUAAUAUCAUCAAAGCCAUCUAGCAGUACAUCGUCAUCAUCUACUGGAAAAUCAACUACAACAAAAGAAGCAUCCUCAUCAUCAUCAUCCAAAUAAAACUUUUCCUACAUAGCUAACAGAUUUAAAAUUCCACAUCUGAAUAACAGCUGUAUAAACUUGAGUCCCAAGACACACCUUCAGACAUUAAAGAAUACUUUCUGACAAUAAAAAUAGUACAUUCAUUCUCUGUAGAGAAUAGCAAACAUAUAUUUAAAAAAAUUUAUGAUUGAUAGUGUUGUUGAAAGACUUAAUUAACUAUUUGUCCUUGGGUAUAAAACAGAAAUAACACUGUUACGUAUUUUUCUAGUUUUUGUUAUGCAGUAUUUAUGUAUGCCACAUAAGAAAAUACAGAAUUCAAAUUUUAUUUAUGAAAAGUGAAUAGGGUCAAUGCAUAUAAGUUAAUCAUUUUAUUGAAAAUAUAUUAGCAACUUUUUUUAACAAACAUUUAUCAA